CAUGAUUGACACUCAAGAGGAAUUCCCACUUCUAUCCUUUAUCUUCUAAAUUCAUAGAUUCAUUUACAUCAGGCUGUUCUGCUGAGAUGAUGGCAAUUAUUAUAUAUUGUUUUCUUUACUAACACCUGACCCUAAACAGGCAUGCUACAUCUCUCUUAUAAUAUAAAAGAAUUGCUUCUUUUUUUUUUCUUUUUUAACUUGGGGUCUGACAGAGAUUUUAGUGGAAUGAAGUUCCGGCAUGGAAAGCAUAGUUGGGAAUCUAAAGAUUACCUCAAACAAAAGAAACCCAUCUGAGGACUAGUACUAGCCCAUCUGAGGAAUAGUCUCUGCGCUUGCUUCUUCAAUCAUCAUAAACAGGGCUGUAGCAUCUGGGUGAUCUUGGUUCUUGUGAAUUGUGAUCCAAUGGAAAUGAGAAGCAGGGUAAUUGCUUUCUGGUUUGUGCCUUUUUUAUGGUUCUGGACUUCUGCAAAUGGUUUGCUUUCUCCCAAAGGUGUAAACUUUGAAGUGCAAGCUUUAAUGGGUAUAAAAGCUUUUCUAGUGGAUCCUCAUGGUGUUCUUGACAAUUGGGAUGGGGAUGCUGUUGAUCCAUGUAGCUGGACAAUGGUCACUUGCUCUACUGACUCUCUAGUGGUUGGCCUGGGGACUCCUAGCCAGAAUUUAUCAGGCACUCUUUCUCCAAGCAUAGGCAACUUAACAAAUCUGCAGAUUGUGCUCUUACAGAACAAUAACAUCACAGGACCAAUCCCACAAGAGCUUGGAAGGCUCUCAAAGCUUCAUACACUUGAUCUUUCUAAUAAUUUCUUCACUGAUGAAGUUCCCUCUUCUCUGGGUCACUUGACAAGCCUCCAAUACUUGAGGCUCAACAAUAACAGUCUAUCAGGACCAUUCCCAGUGUCAUUGGCUAACAUGACCCAGCUUGCUUUUCUUGACUUAUCUUUCAAUAAUUUGAGUGGCCCUGUACCCAGAUUUCCUGCUAAAACCUUCAACAUUGUAGGCAACCCUCUGAUCUGUGCAACAGGAUCCGAACAAGAAUGCUAUGGAACGACAUUGAUGCCUAUGUCCAUGACCUUGAACAGCUCACAGACUGCCUUACCUACGAGAAGAUCGAAGAAUCACAAACUUGCCCUUGCCUUUGGGACAAGCCUUGGAUGCAUAUGUCUGCUCAUCUUUGGGGGUGGACUGCUUCUGUGGUGGAGGCAACGACAUAACCAGCAGAUGUUCUUUGAUGUUAAUGACCGGCAUCAUGAGGAAGUUUCCCUUGGAAACUUGAAGAGGUUCCAAUUUAGAGAACUUCAGAUUGCAACAGACAAUUUCAGCAGCAAGAACAUACUAGGAAAAGGUGGCUUUGGAAAUGUCUACAAAGGGUAUCUCCAGGAUGGGACUAUUGUAGCUGUAAAGAGGCUUAAAGAUGGCAAUGCCGUUGGAGGAGAAAUACAAUUCCAGACUGAAGUCGAGAUGAUCAGCCUAGCAGUUCAUCGGAACCUCCUCAGGCUAUAUGGUUUUUGUAUCACCACCUCUGAAAGGCUUCUGGUUUACCCCUACAUGUCCAAUGGCAGUGUUGCUUCUCGUCUCAAAGGGAAGCCAGUCUUGGACUGGGGCACCAGGAAGAGAAUUGCCUUAGGAGCUGCAAGAGGAUUGCUAUACCUCCACGAGCAGUGUGACCCGAAGAUCAUUCAUAGGGAUGUGAAGGCUGCAAACAUAUUGCUCGAUGACUAUUGUGAGGCUGUGGUAGGAGAUUUUGGGUUGGCAAAACUUUUGGAUCACCAAGACUCUCAUGUGACAACAGCCGUUAGGGGCACUGUGGGGCACAUAGCUCCUGAGUACCUUUCCACAGGCCAGUCCUCUGAAAAAACCGAUGUAUUCGGGUUUGGGAUCCUUCUCCUUGAAUUAAUCACAGGACAGAGAGCUCUAGAAUUUGGCAAGGCAGCUAACCAGAAAGGAGCCAUGCUUGAUUGGGUAAAGAAAAUUCAUCAGGAGAAGAGGCUUGAGAUUCUAGUAGACAAGGAUCUAAAGCACUUCUACGAUCGGGUCGAACUCGAGGAAAUGGUGCAGGUUGCUCUCUUGUGCACCCAAUACCUUCCAGGGCACAGGCCUAAAAUGUCUGAAGUGGUGCAAAUGCUUGAAGGUGAUGGGCUUGCAGAGAGAUGGGAAGCUUCUCAGAGAGGUGAAGUAACCAAGUGCAAACCCCACGAACUAUCCUCAUCAGAACGCUACUCUGACCUUACUGAUGACUCUUCAUUACUUGUCCAAGCAAUGGAGCUUUCUGGCCCACGGUGAAUUCUUUCCAAAAAACUUAGAUUUUUUUUUUUCUUUUUGGUUUAGAAAAGAGUUUGAAAUAUCGAAAGAAGAGAAUUAUAGUUGUUCAAGCUGUUUCUGCAAAGAUCUCAUCAUGUGUAUUGAAAUUUUGUGUUGUAUAAUAGUAAUAUAUCAGAGCUCCAAAGGGCUCUGUUCUUUUGUUUCUUCCUUGAAUGUACAGAUUCUGAUCUGAGCAACUGACAGUAUUUAGAUUGCCGAUUCCAUGUCUUCUCCAAUUCAAAUCCUGAGCUUGUAAAAAUAAUGAUAUUUGUUUUCAUGUCU
Vitis vinifera (wine grape) is the source of this 2577-nucleotide messenger RNA. RefSeq names its product protein NSP-INTERACTING KINASE 1. NCBI's taxonomy places the organism in Eukaryota, Viridiplantae, Streptophyta, Magnoliopsida, Vitales, Vitaceae. Gene Ontology annotation, molecular function: ATP binding; protein binding; protein kinase activity. Gene Ontology annotation, biological process: protein phosphorylation. The transcript is spliced from 11 exons. The record is from RefSeq and is a predicted model, not a curated record. The coding region runs from base 403 to 2277 and encodes 624 amino acids.